AUGCCCGCCGGCGUCUAUGGAGAAGUUAAGUGCUCACUCCGCAAGGAGAUUGCCUCCCGCGAUCCAGCGACCUACAAUAGCGCUGUCCUUGCAGCCCCACCACCACAGAUUGCAUCAGAAGAGGCCUCACUUCCUCGCCCCUACCGCUUGGCGCUAUCCCAGAUCGCUCAGGAUACUGUAGCUCCAUGGCGUCCUACACCUUUAGGGUCGUACGCUCCCUCAGCACCGCCUGCCCGGAGUGCGGGGAUCCUCUCCAGUCCGUCCAGCAUCUUUUUGCCUGCUCCUCCUUCCUCGUCUCCUCCUUGUGGAACAGACAUGUGCAGGAGGCGUCAUUCCUGGCCACCCUCCCUGCCUUUCCCCAUCUCACCUCUGCCGAUACCUUCCCCCCCUGCCUUUGCCCAUCUCACCUCUGCCGAUACCUUCCCCCCGGCCACCACUGGAGCCUCUUAUCACCAGCUAGUGUGA
Molecule: messenger RNA, 465 nt
Organism: Hyalella azteca
Lineage: Eukaryota; Metazoa; Arthropoda; Malacostraca; Amphipoda; Hyalellidae
Product: classical arabinogalactan protein 9-like
Exons: 1
Coding region: 1-465 (154 amino acids)
Source: RefSeq, a predicted model, not a curated record